AUGAGGAAGACGAUAAAACCAGUAGCCAGAAGUAGCGUAAGUUAUUUUUUUAUCGAUUAAAAAUUGUAGCCAUUUUUUGUUUUGUAACCAAAGUUUGUGUAAAUUUUUCGUUUCCUAAAAGUUCUUGGUAUUUUUUGUCUUGUAAAGAAAGUUUUCGCUAUUUUAAGCAAAAAAGACAGCAGUUCCAAAGUAAUCGAAAAAGAAGUACGGUAGCGUUGAGAUAGCUAAACCCAUUACUGUAUUUUUGUGCCGUCUUUAGCUUGAAAUGGUAAUUAUUUUCUUUGCACAAAAUGAAAAAAUCAGACUAUUUUUACAUAAAACAACAAAAAACACAAAAUCUUUGUUUUCAAUAAUAAAUAUAGCAAACAUUUUAUUAAGGGGUAUAUAUGAUAGGAAAACAUAACUAGGCAGGGAUAGAACAAGGCUAGGAAAGAAAUAAUGCAGGACUCUGACAGGGCAAGGGCAAAGGCUAGGGCAAAGCAAGAGCUAGGGCAGGGCUAAGGCAGGGCAUGGGCAGGGCUAAGGAAAGGGCUUGGGCAUGAGAUAGGGCAGGGAUAAAGUAGGGAUAGGGCAAGGCUAGGGGACGGCUAGGAAAUACUAGAGCAGAAUUUAGUUAUAAUUUCGAAAAUUUUAGUCAUCGGACGAAAGAGACUCUCCGACGGUGUUUGUAAAAGUAAGAAAAAGCAAGCCGGCAACCACUUCACGGCUGAGAGCCCUGAAACAGGUAAGAUAACAUUUUGUAACUUGUCGAUUUGUUAAGAAUUUUUUGCUAUUUUUAAUAUUUGGUUGAAUACGAAAGAAAUUUUGGCUGACAAAUUGUUGUCGCCUCAUUAUUUUCUUGUUUUUCAUUUUUAAUCAAUGUUUUUUAUGUUGUUAAAAAACUCAAAAUUUGAGCUUCAUUUUAAUGCUUUAUAUGUGCUCUUCAGCACCAGUUUAUUGUAAUACCUCAAACUUGGCUUAAAACACGUUUUUUGUAAGACUCGAGCAGGGGCUGACCCCCUGUCGACACCAAAAUUUUUUUUGCUUCAAAUUGGCUCAAUCUUGCACCAACGUGUACUAAAGUACUCAUAAACACAAUAAACUAAAAAUUUUUUUUCAAAGUUACAGUAGUCAGGCAUACUGUAACUGGCCUACGAUUUUUAUAGCUCAAGAACGAAUGGCGCUGGAAACGUAAACUUUUUUUUAAAAUGUAGAGCAUACAAUAUGAUGUCACUUUGCUGUUUACACCAACUUUCUAUGUCUACAAAAACUUAUUUUAAAAAAUUAAAUUUUCAUAAAAGUUACAGUAAUCUAGAAAUAUCUAAAAAUAAAAGCACUUUGUUCGCUUAUUUUUAUUCGUGAUUAUUAAACUGCAUUUUCUCGCGGUUCGAGUGCACACAAACACGGUGCACAGAAGUGUCGAAAUAGGGUGCAAAAGUGCAUUUGAAGUUGGGAGAUUGCAAAAUUUUUUUAUCAAAAAUUAAAAAAAAAAUUGUUUUGGGGUUGCAAAAACGUAAAGCAUAAAAAACAACGUUACUUUGUACGUCACACCAAAUUUCUAUCUUGUCUACAAAGAUUGCAUCUGAAGUUUGCACAUUGAAAAAUUUUUUUUCAAAAAUCAAAAAAAAAAUGGUUUUGACGUUGCAAAAAUGUAGAACAUAAAAAACAAAGUUACUUUGUACGUUACACCAAAAUUCUAUCUUGUUUACAAAUAUUUUUAAAAACUAAAUUUUCAAAAAAGUUACAGUAAUUUGAAAAUAUCACGAAAUAAAAGGACUUUGUUAGCUUAUUUUUAUUUGUGGUUAUUAAACUGCAUUUUUUUGCGGUUCGAAUGCACAUAAACUUGGUGCACAAAAUUGUCGAAAUGGGGUGCAUAAGUGCACUUGAAGUUGGCAUAUUGCAAAAUUUUUUUUUCAAAAACUAAAACAAUACUUUCCAAAACGUUUAAAUUUGUUAAUUUUUUACAUUUUGCAACGUCAUAACAAUUUUUUUUGAGUUUUGAAAAAAAUUGUGCUAUGUGCAAACUUCAGAUGCAAUCUUUGUAGACAAGAUAGAAAUUUGAUGUAACGUACAAAGUAACGUUGUUUUUUAUGCUUUACGUUUUUGCAACCCCAAAACAAUUUUUUUUAAUUUUUGAAAAAAAAAUUUUGCAAUCUGCCAACUUCAAAUGCACUUUUGCACCCCAUUUCGACACUUCUGUGCACCGUGUUUGUGUGCACUCGAACCGCGAGAAAAUGCAGUUUAAUAAUCACGAAUAAAAAUAAGCGAACAAAGUGCUUUUAUUUUUAGAUAUUUCUAGAUUACUGUAACUUUUAUGAAAAUUUAAUUUUUUUAAAAUAAGUUUUUGUAGACAUAGAAAGUUGGUGUAAACAGCAAAGUGACAUCAUAUUGUAUGCUCUACAUUUUUAAAAAAAAGUUUACGUUUCCAGCGCCAUUCGUUCUUGAGCUAUAAAAAUCGUAGGCCAGUUACAGAAUGCCUGACUACUGUAACUUUGAAAAAAAAUUUUUAGUUUAUUGUGUUUAUGAGUACUUUAGUACACGUUGGUGCAAGAUUGAGCCAAUUUGAAGCAAAAAAAAUUUUGGUGUCGAUAGGGGGGGCUCGGACCUUACAAAAAUUGUGUUUUAAAGCGAAGAAGACGAUCUCUACGUAGCCAUAAAAACUAACUUUGGCUCCAAAAAUUCCUAUGCUACUGGUUUAAAACGCCUGAUAAAAGUUAAACACAUUGUGUUAAUGUUGAUAAUAACAAUUUUGAUUAAUAAAUACUUGUUGUUAAACUUUUUUUUGCUGAAAAAAAAAUUUAGUAGCAUAAUCUUUCGCAUUCAACCUAUUACUUCAGUGUUGUAAAGAGAUGUUUUGGGAUUAUCUUAAUAAAUUUUUGCAUUUUUUACUUGUUAGUAUAAUUUUUGCUUUAAGAAAAGCCGCCAGAAGAAAGCAAAGGCCGUUAAGGAGACUAAAAAUCCUUCGAAGAAAACUUCUAAUCCACCAGUAACGCCACGGUAGGUAAAACUUUGUUUUUCCUCGGGCACAGACAAGACUAGGACUAAGAUAAGGAGAGGGCUAGGGCUAAGUCCCAGGUAAGAGCAAGGGCAGAGCCAGGACAGAAUUAGAACUAAGGUUAGAACAGCACAAGCAAUAGGAAAAGAAUAGGGGCAGGACUCGGGCUAGAACUAAAAGUAGGGAUAAGCCAAUAUUAAGAAAAGGACAGAGCUAGAACCAUAUAAGAACUAGGACUAAGAUCAAAGCAGGAUUAGGUCAAGAAUAGGGCUAGGUCAAAGGCUAGAGCAAGAGCAGAGGUUGAGCAGAGCUAGAGCCAGGCAAGAACUAGAUCUAAAGCAAGACCAGAACAAAGGCUAGGAAAAAGCUAAAGCUACGACGCAAGGCUAAGGUUAAAACAAGGCAAGCAGGGGAGAGGGAGGGGGGCUAGGCCCGGUCCAGACCUAAAGCCAGGGCUAAGCCAAGGCUAGGGCAAGGACAAAGCGAAAGCCAGAAGAAGACUAAGCUUAAGAGUUAAAGCACGGACUAGGGUCAUAGCUAGGGUUGAAACAGACCAAGCAGGGAGGGGGGGGGGGGGGGAGACUGGGCUCGGUUAAGAACUAGCGCUAAGAUUAGGGCAAGCGUAAGACGGGCUAUGACAUAGCUAUAGCCAAGACAAUACUGGCUGAAGCCAGGGCAGGCUAAAGCGGUCCAAUGCAAGGCUAGAACAAGAAUAGAGUUAAGGCCAGGGAGGACUAGGUCAAGAUUAAGGCUAAGGCUGAGCAAGAGCCAGUACAGAACAAGGACUAAGGUUAAAAUCCUUUUAAAAAGGUUUAAAACAGGGCAAGCAAGGGGAAGAGAGGGGAAGGGAAGACUCGGUCUAGAACUAGAGGUAGACUAAGACAAGGACAAAGCUAGGACCACAUGAAGAAUUGGGCUAUGAUCAAAACAGGAUUAGGUCAAGAAUAGGGCUAGGUCAGAGGCUAGAGCAAGAGCAGAGGUUGAGCAGAGCUAGAGCCAGGCAAGAACUAGAUCUAAAGCAAGACCAGAACAAAAGCUAGGAUUCGGUACCGUAACCUACCUGAAUAGUGCAAACAGGGCCGGACGCGAGGGGGGGAGGACGGGGGGGUACCCCCCCUGAAAAAAAUUUUCGAAAAAUUUGAACGUGGUCCCCCCCCCCUGUGGAUUUUUGGAAAAAAAUUUUCGCAAAAAAUCGGCACAGGCUACCUGUGCCGAUUUUUUGGACCCCCGCCCCCAGACCAAAAGUCCCCGCCCGGCCCUGAGUGCAAAUGCCUGCUACAAGUAGCUUCAGUAUCAAAAAGCCUCUGUUAUGAACAAUUUUAUAAAAGCAUAUAAUAACAAAAAAUUCCGUUAAAAAAUCUACAGUUAAAUUUUGAAACAAUAACCUUAAUUUUUUAGAAGCGAUGAUACAAAGAAAUCAACCGAAAAAACGAACCAAACCGAGGAAAAGGAUAGUAGGUAGGUAAAAAAUUGUUUUUAAAUAGAAGUACAGGGUGUUACAAUAAAGUUGUAACUUUUGAAAAAUAUAUUACUAACCGCCUCCCUUUUUUCAUGGCUAAGUAAUAAAUUUUUCAAAAGUAUGUAAAGAAAAAUUUUAUUUUUCUUUAUUUAUUUUUCUAUUUUUAAUCAUUUUUUAAUUUUUUUGUGUCUAUUUUUAAGCCAUUUUUUAUUUUUUUGUGUAAAGAAAGUUUAAUAAGUUUUAUACAAUUUCAAGUCUCUGUUUUGUGUAUCUACUCAUUUUCUAAAAUUUUAAAUUUUAACUAAAUUUUUUAAAUUUUGAAACCCAUUUUUUAAUUUUAAUAACACUGUAUCAUUCUGAAACUUACGUUGAUGGCUUCCUCGUUGUAAUUGAAAUCUUCCUUCGUUUGAUCAUCGGCCGUGGUUCGGCCUUUCAUCGACGAAGAUGACUUGCAGUUGUCGUUCUUCGACUUGCUCAUGGUUGAUUUUUCAAUUGUAGUUUUGCAUUUGCUUACUGCUUCUUUACUGCCAACUGUCCUGGUGGUCUUGCCUUCCUUGCUAAGGUUCUUCUUCACCUUCUCCUUACUUCCCGCGCCCUUUGUCUAGCCGGAAAAGGCAAAAACGUUUAAAAAAUGUGUUUUAGCACGCCUUAAAACAAUUUUUAUAAAUUUUUAAUGCGUCAUAAUGACGCAUUUAUUAGAAUGACUUUGUUAAACCAUAUCUUGCCGAAACAUAUUUCAAUUUCUUUAAAAAUUUUAACAUUUUCGUAAUUUUUUAUGUUUUACAUUUUAUCUUAUUCUGCAAAAAAGACAUAAUUGGUCCCACUGGUACAAACUGGUACAUGUAUUCAUAAAUUCCACCAUUUCUCAAAAAAAUUUCACUAUUUUAAUAUGAAAUCAUUAUAAAUUUUAAAAUAUAAGGAAUAACGAUCUUUACUCUUUAGUCAAUGCACCACAUCUCUCUUCUUGCUUACGGUAAAUAGAAGACUUUAUGCAUGCAAUAGCAUUAUGAAAACACAAGAUAUUAAACAAUACUUUUUAUGUCAUUAAAACUUUUAUUUAUAUUCUUUUUUCUGCUUUAUUAUAUAUUUUUUUGCUCUUUCUAAUUAUGCUAAAUAUUUAUAUUAAGCUAGCGAAAUUUUUUUGAGAAAUGGUGUAAUUUAUGAAUACAUGUAUCAAUUUGUACCAGUGGGACCAAUUAUUUCUUUUUUGCAGAAUAAGAUAAAAUGUAAAACACAAAAAAUUACGAAAAUGUUCAAAUUUUUAAAGAAAUUGAAAUAUGUUUCGGCAAGAUAUGGUUUAACAAAAUCUUUCUAAUAAAUGCGUCAUUGUGACGCAUUAAAAAUUUAUAAAAAUUGUUUUAAGGCGUGCCAAAACACAAUUUUUAAACGUUUUUGCCUUUUUCCGGCUUUAUUUGACCGUUUUCCGCCAUUUCCGAUUAUUGGCCUCCGACCGGAUUCGAACCCGUGCGCUUCUGACCGGGCGGAAAACGCACUACCAGUUAGACCAUGAAAAUUUUCCCGCGAGAUCUAGAAUCGGGAAUAGUGCCGUCUAGAGCAGAAUUUUGCGCUGAUUACGAAUAUGAAAUAAAAUUUCGGUAAGAUAUGCAAUUAUUUUGAGAAGCGAUGCGUUUUUUGUGUGCAAGUACCAGUUUGGACGAUAAAACCCAACUGAACAAAUUUGUUGCAAUGAAACAAAAUGUAGAGCAUAAAAGUUAUGUAAACGCACAAAAUUUGAAAGCGAUUCAAUUUGUUGUAGUUGAGAUAUAGUGCGGUAAAGUAAUUUUGAUAAAUGUCAACAUAACGUAUUUUUCAAAAUAACUUUAGGAACGUGUUUAUGAACACCCUAGGACCUAUUUUAUAGAAAAAAAUCAUAAGGUAAAAUUUCUAAGGCACACUCCAUAUUGCGGCCGACGCGACUUCUCACAAACCGUCUUUUAAAUGAAAUAUUGAAAAAACAUCAAAAAUAAAAUACAAAGACAAAAAAAAAUAACUAAAAAUUUUUCAGCCGACCGUCGAAGACUAGCGGAACCAUCAAGGCGCAGGCUAAAAAAGCGUCGGCUGAGAAGACCAAAAAACCGAAGGGAAAAGAAGUUGAAGCCCGCGCCAGGUAGGAUAAACCAUUUUUUUUAAAUAAAUUAGAAAGGUAAAGAGAGAGUUUUUGCCAUUUUUAAUUCGUAAACAAAAUUCUUGCCAUUUUUUAAUUUGUAAACAAAGUUCUUGCCAUUUUUUAAUUUAUAAUGAAAUUUUCAAUUUAUAAUGGAACUUCUUGUAAUUUUCUUUACAAAAAGAAAAAUGACAAGAACUUUUUUUACAAAACAUAAUGGCAAGACAAUGGAUUCUAAUCCCAACUUAAAACCAAAAAAAAUAAACUCACAAAAGUGUCGUUCACAAAACCAUUUGGUUUUCGGAAUGGGAUGUCAUCCAUGUACAUCCAAUGUGACGCUGUGUAUUCAUUUGAUAGUCUCUGUAAAUAAACUUUGCAUGGUCUGAGCUUGGGUCGGUGAAAAUAAACAAUUUAUAACGGUUUAUCAACUAUAAAUGGCAAAAACUUUCUUUACAACGCAAAAAAUAGCAAGAACUUUCUUUACAAAAACAAGGUACAUUUUUAAAACUGGGAUCUUUUCUGAUAACGCAAUUUUUACGUAAAAAUUUUUUAAAUAAAGCCAACUUCGAAUAAAUUAUUGUAACAAAAGCCUGAUAGACCUUCUUUUAAAAAGCAAAACAAAUCUAAAUAAAAUACUAAAACAAAAAAAAAUUAAAUAAGAAUUUUUCAGAAGCCGAAACUCAACGGCAGGGAAUAGAAAAGGCUCCGCGGAAAAGAAGAAGAAGGAAAAAUCGGUGGGGAAGCAGGAUAGAAAGGCGGUGCAAGCCAGGUAGGAUAAACUAUUUUAAUAUAAAUUAAAUUUGCACUCUGCUUUAAAAUUUUCAAAAUAUCAUACAAAAUUAGAAUAAAACAGUUAAAACAAGGUUCACGAGAAAAUCGAACAUUGAACGGACAGGGGCGGCACAUGAAAAAAAAAGUAUUUUUAAAUCUUUUUAUUUUUUGACCAAUGUUAGUACUCAUUAAGUAGAAUCAAAAAAUAUUUUAAAAAAAAUUUUUUUUGGGUUACUGUAGGAGUACUGUAGAUUUUACUUAAAUUUUGUAACUUUUUUGUCUGUUAACCGAUUUGGAUGAAACUUUUUUUGCUUGAUAGAGGACUUAAUACAAAGAACUUUUGCUCUUGAUUACUUUUUUCCAUUAUGCCCGGAAGGCAUUUAAAAAUGUAAAAAACUUUAAAAAUAGUAAAAAAUAUUACAGUAUGACAUUUUUCUCAAAAUAAAAGCACUUUGGGAAGACGUUUUCUCUACGAAUUAUUAAAACAGAGGUAAGUAUCGUUAAAAUGAGUGUAGCCACGUUUCCUGAAAUUGGGGCAAGCGUGAGUUAUGAGGCCGUGAACCUAAGGCAGUUACUCAUUUUGACUUAUCAUAAUAUUAUAACUUGGUUCAAAAUGCUUCUAAACGGUUAAAAAUUUUUUACUUUUUUUAUUUUGACUUUAUUUAUUGAUUUUAAUUAAUUUUUAUUAAUAAAAAAUUUUUUUUUGUUUUUGUAUUUUUUAGACCCAGUGGGGACGCUAAAUUUUAAAGAUUUUUUUGAAAUCCGAAAUUUGUGCCAUAAAGGUUUUAGACUAUGCUGAGUUCAAAAAUAUGAUUUUUUCUUUUGAUUACUGUAUACUAGAGUACUGUACGAGUCCGGUAGAAUAUCUCUAUAACGAAGAGUCGUAGUGAGGUGGAGUCUUUAUUAUCACGUUGUAUGGACAAGAUAUAGUACUUUACAUAGUAUUAUUCAAUAUAUAUUAUAUUCAAAAAUGGUACGCGUAAGGGUUUUUUUUAUUAUAGCUUAAUUACUGUACUCGUGACUCAAGAUACAAAAUUUUACUACGGUAAAAAUGUAUAUAAAACUUAUCCUUUAAAAUAAGGUACUAUAUCUUGUCCGUAAUACAUAAUAAUAAAGACUCCACCUCACUACGACUCUUCGUUAUAGAGAUAUUCUACCGGACUCGUACAGUACUCUAGUAUACAGUAAUCAAAAGAAAAAAUCAUAUUUUUGAACUCAGCAUAGUCUAAAACCUUUAUGGCACAAAUUUCGGAUUUCAAAAAAAAUCUUUAAAAUUUAGCGUCCCCACUGGGUCUAAAAAAUACAAAAACAAAAAAAAAUUUUUUUAUUAAUAAAAAUUAAUUAAAAUCAAUAAAUAAAGUCAAAAUAAAAAAGUAAAAAAUUUUUAACCGUUUAGAAGCAUUUUGAACCAAGUUAUAAUAUUAUGAUAAGUCAAAAUGAGUAACUGCCUUAGGUUCACGGCCUCAUAACUCACGCUUGCCCCAAUUUCAGGAAACGUGGCUACACUCAUUUUAACGAUACUUACCUCUGUUUUAAUAAUUCGUAGAGAAAACGUCUUCCCAAAGUGCUUUUAUUUUGAGAAAAAUGUCAUACUGUAAUAUUUUUUACUAUUUUUAAAGUUUUUUACAUUUUUAAAUGCCUUCCGGGCAUAAUGGAAAAAAGUAAUCAAGAGCAAAAGUUCUUUGUAUUAAGUCAUCUAUCAAGCAAAAAAAGUUUCAUCCAAAUCGGUUAACAGACAAAAAAGUUACAAAAUUUAAGUAAAAUCUACAGUACUCCUACAGUAACCCAAAAAAAAUUUUUUUGAAAUUAUUUUUUGAUUCUACUUAAUGAGUACUAUCAUUGGCCAAAAAAUAAAAAGAUUUAAAAAUACUUUUUUUUCCAUGUGCCACCCAUGUUUGGUUCUCUCGCGAACCUUGUUUUAAAUUUGAUUUUUUCAAAAUUAAUUACAAAAGUAUAAAAAUCAAAUAGCAAAAACUUUCUUUACAAAAUAAAAAAAUCCUAAUUUAUAAAAUAUUUAAUUAUAAUUUUUUUAAGCACAAAUUUACGACCAACUCAAUUUGACAAGGCCGAAGAAGUCACCGCCAAAGACGACGUCGCCGAGAACACGGUUGAGACUAUUAACAUUGGCCGAGAUGGUCAAGUAGCACUUUCAAAAAAUGAAGCCAAGAGUAAGCAGAUAACAUAAAAAUAUACAAGUUAAUGACGACUAACCUGAAAUGCUCUUUUUUAAUCGGGGAUACUUUCCUAGUACGUAAAAAAGACAAGUUUUCUUCCAAAAAAAUCUGAAAAACUUAUUUUUUGAUUUAAAAAACCAUUUUUCACCUUAAAACAAGGUUCGCCCAAGAAUCAGACAUAGGCGAUGAAAAAUUUCAAACUAUUUUAAAAACGCUCGUUUUUCGAUAAGAAGUAGCACUUGGGUAGAAAAAUGGAAAAAUAUAAAAAAAUUUUAAGAAUUCGGGUUACGGUAGGGUUACGGUAGGUUUUGAUGUAUACAGAGACGUCGCUACGGAUUUUCUGUGGAGAGGGGAAGGUUGAAAAAAAAUUUUUUGUCCACACGUCCCCCCCCCCUGUGGCUCGAUUUUUCAAAAAAAUUUUUUUUUGUUUUUUUUUGCGUACAGAUCUUUUAUAAGUCACUUACCAAAAGCCAAGGCAUUUUUUUUUAUUUCCAAGCUUUAAAAAUUUUUUAAAAUUUAAAAUUUAAAAAAAAAUUUUUUUUUGAAUUACAAAUCCCUGAGGCAAUGCAAAGGAAAUUAUUUGUAAACACUUAUAAAACUUUCAAUAUGUGCCAUGCACCUUUUUUAACCAUUUGUAACCAUAUUACAGUCAAAUUCUGUGCUAAAUGACCUUAGAGUGUCAAUUUUGAAAAUUCGUAGCUACCGCAGGCCCCGCUAAAAUGACCCAUGCGUAGUGUCAUUAGAACCGCAAGAAAAUGUAGUUUCAUUAUCUGUUGUCAAAAGUUUGUUACAUAGUGACUUUUUUUCGAGAAAUUUUAAAUUUUUCAAAAUUUUGAUUAUUUUUUUGCAAACUUUAAUUUUUUUCAAUGCCUUCCGGGCAUAAUAAAAAAAUGUUGUCAACAGAUAAAAUGAUUGUGAAAUAGUAACAAACAGUUUAAAAAAAGUCCCAUUCCAUUCUGACAUUUAAUACAACAGUUACAAAAAAAUUUUAAAACCUACCGUAACCCUACCGUAACCCGAAUUUUAAAAAUUUCUUUAUAUUUUUCCUUUUUUAUACCCAAGUGCUAUCUCUUAUCAAAAAAUGAGCGGUUUUAAAGUAGUUUGAAAUUUUUCAUCGCCCCUGUCUGACCAAUGUUCGAUUCUUAGGCGGACGUUGUUUUAAAAAAACUAAAUGAAAAAAAUUUUUUCAAAACAAAUAAAGCAAUAACUUUAAAGUACCUUUUUAAUUUUUCUUUAUUUCAGAUGAAAUGUACCACAUACAGAACCAUGUAAGCAUACUUCAUAUUUGAUAAGUUUUUUAAUGUGCAGAGUCAUUUUCUCGUUCACUUUUCGCAAAUUGCCAAAGUGUUAGGUCGUUCACUUAAUUCUGCGCCGCCUUUUAAAGCAAAAUUAUCUAAAACAAUUUCACCUUUUUAAAAAAAACUUUAGGUAAAUGAGCCUACAGAAACCAAAGAAGAGCCGGCGCGGAAGUUGGAGAGCAGCCAAAUGGCCGAGAACCCCACAAGCAGCAGUUGCUCCUGCACCUCGUCAGACGAAGUUACUCUUGAUAGCCGCAACUGGUAA
Messenger RNA from Bursaphelenchus okinawaensis, 11045 nucleotides. The record is from the annotation of a GenBank genome assembly. NCBI's taxonomy places the organism in Eukaryota, Metazoa, Nematoda, Chromadorea, Rhabditida, Aphelenchoididae.